AUGGAUGUUUUCGCCCACGUGCCACUGCUGGCCGAGGAGAAAGGCGUGCACUACUGUUACGUGUCUUCGCGACAUCAACUCGGUGCUGCUUGCCAGACACGACGGCCCAUCAGCUUGGUCAUGGUUCUGGAGCCCAAAGGUGACGCCACUUACAGCAAGACCUACGAGCAGGCCGCGUGCCUGAAGGGCACGCGCCUGAGCCGCCGGAGCCAUGUGCGAGCCUGGCAGUGGGCUGCCGUGAUGGGAUGCGGUGGCAGCGCCUGGAGAGGCCACCAGUAUACUCCGAGUUGCGCACGGCCCUGCAACACGUGCGAUGCUGUCUGCACAUUGCACAGACGAGGGUUCUUCGACACUGCAGAAUGCUCCUUGUGCGCCACUUCCUCUAUGAGCUUCAGCUGGGCUUGUGUGCACAAGUGCGGCUUCCAGGUUUGUUUGCCAUGUGAACUCAACAUCGCCAUGGACGGGGACAGCGUGGAACGACUGCAGAUGGCUCUGCAUGCAGUCGAGCACCACGAAGCAAGGGAUCCCGGGGUGGCAGCUGCAUCGCUUCAGCUGCAGCUUUGCGAUCGGCUCGAUAUGGCUUGCUGCCUCACCUCCUUCCAACAGCUGGAGGAAGCCAUUUCUGCCGCCGAAGGGCGGGAGGCUUUGAUGGUCCGGUCGCGUGUGCAGCUUCUUCUUCAGCGGCUGGACCUCCUCGCUGACAUUGACUUCGAGCUCCGCAGAGCCACAGAAGGAAACAACAUCGAGCUGCUCCAGGAUCGGCUCCAUCGUGCCGAGGAGACCUGUGCUGACACGCCGAGCCGGAUUCUGAAGGCGGUCACCGGUGUGAAGACGCUACUGUACACACUCUCCGGGACUGUUGUGCGUGUUCGGUUGUCUUCGUCGGAGGUAGAUUGCCAGGCACAAGUGGGAGAGCAAAAGAGAGCGAGGAGCAUGGCCUGGAUGCUCCAGAAAGACUUCGCCUCGCCCGUCGACGACUGGCUCAAUGAGUCACUGGAGGCAGCGGUAGCAGUGCCGCAGGAAAUCCGAGAAGCGAUCGCCGGCUGCAUGGAAGCGCAGCUUGAGCCCGAGCAGCAGCCGGCCGUGGUGGCAGCCCAGGCCCGACUGGACGUUCUGAAGGCAGCGGCGGAUUUGGCAGAGGCGAGCCUCAACUUCGAUGCCGAUGCACUGCAACUUGCUUUAGAGGACGCACGGCGUGUCGCCAUCGAUGCAGCGCGGCUCAGUGAGGCAGAGGACCUGCUUGCAGAGCUCAGUGUGAUGUGCGCGGAAGGUCACAGGCUCCAAAGACUGCGCGGGGAGGUUCCGCCUUGUGCUUGCCAGGGCUGCUAUGCGCAGUCGGAUGCUAAGGAGUUGACGUGGUCGCGCUGCGAGCCCUGCGACUACGCCCUGUGCCAUCACUGUGUUGCAUGGCGCGCCAAGGGCCGCCGGCGAUUUUUGGAGGAGUCGCCAGAGGCCGAGGAGGCCGAGGAGGUCGAGGCCGAGGCCACUCGGGCGUCCUUGGGCGCCGGGUCCGCAGAAGGCCCGUCUUUUGAGGCACCCGAGGCACCCGAACUGCCGGGAGCGGUUGCAUCGGAAGACUCAUCUCCGGUCUUCUCACUUGGCUUUGACGAGGCUGAUCAUAGGAAGUGGUUUGACCGCUGGGCCGCACGGAUGUGUGCGCAAAGUGCACAGUGGGAAUUAUUUCGCGGAGGCGAGUGGGUUCCAUUUGGUAUCGGCCUGUGCAACAAGCUCACAGCUGCCCUAGCAACCGGCGAUAGCACGUUUCGAUAUGUAGCCACGAACAGGCAGGUACAUGUUUUCAGUUUUGACACGAUGGAGCAAGUCAUCUUGGCUACCGGCAAGCGGAGAUCUAUGCGGCGAGUCCUCUGGGAAAUCGAGUUAGACAUUGGGUGGGUUCUCGUUGAGGAGGAAUUGGCUCUUCAGUUGCAGAUGCAGGAGGUGAAGGAAGAAAUCUCCUUCGAGUAUUUCGCAGGGGGAAUGAAAUACACGGUCAACUUUUUCGAACGGAAGCAGCUUAACUUGGAGCUCGGCACGAAACGUUCCUUACGCAAAGUGGCACUGCAAGAUGUGGUCCCGAAAAUGAGCAGGCAGCAGCUGCGAAUGGCCUUGGAGGACGACUUUCCAAAGUUUGCCUGUGCGACUCGCCAGUGGAUCAUGAUUCGAUGGCCAUGGCAACAGAUCGGGGACUGCAGUAUCGACGCUUGUCAGUUCGUGGAGACAGGCUUGGCUGAUGAGAUUGCAUCAGGGCUUGCAGGCAUGCAAGAAGGUGUCCCGCAACUAGGAGGCAUUCUUCAGAAUAUUCUUUGGUUCGACUACGUGGAUGAUGUCAAAAUGGAGCGAUUGACACAAAAGCAGGUGGUCAACGCGGUCGCCCAGGACUCUCGAUGGCGAUGGGGCCACGCCGGUGCGGAGGAUGCUGUCAGCGCGCUUUGGGUCGAUCUAGGGCUCGUGGCCACGGAACCCGUGAGCAAGCUGGAGUGUCUGGUUGCAGGUGGCUUAGCUGACGAGCUGGCAAAUGCUUUGACAUCGAGCUCGGCUACUGUGGAUGACUGGAUCAUGGAUAAUAAGCAGCCGCUUUGGGAAGGUCAAGAUUGCGCACUUUGCUAUUGCGCCAUCGGCCAGACAGAUGCCGGCCGGCGAAUGCGCUGCGGAUGCUGGCUUCAUUUUGAGUGCCUCGGUCAUGGGCUGAAGGUGCUCAUAAACGAGCACACCGUGGAUGAUCAACGCAUGAGCACCUGCCCGGCAGCAUGCGGCCGGCCACUGGGCCGAAUCAUGCCACCCGGCGUGAUUCACAGAGCCGUUGGCGACGAGCUCUUUGCCAAGUACCUGGAUUUGCGUGUAGAGGUCCAGUGGCAGAAGGAAGCAAUGGACUCGGGAAAACUGGUGGCGAAAUGUCCCGGCUGCAGCUUCCUGGUUCUGUGCAACGAGCUUGAGGAGAUGCACUCCAUCAAGUGCUUGCGGAAAGGCUGCGUCGUGGAUCGCUUUUGCGCAUUCUGUGGCAUGGCACCACAUCGGCCCUGGACUUGCAAAGAGCGUGCGCUUCAGGACGCCGUGCCGCAGGCACGACAAAGAAUCGAAGAGGCACUCGUGGAAGCACUGCACAGGAGGUGUCCAGGAUGUGCAAUGCCUACCGAACGGACGGAUGCAUGCUGCCAUAUGACUUGUUCCAACUGCAGAAUCGAAUUUAGUUGGGUAUGUGGCAUGGAGUAUGGCCACUGCCGUGCGAACCAUCCGUGCUUGAACGGAGCUAUCUAUUUGCACGCGAUGCCGCAGCUCGUUGCCAUCUUGGCAGAGCGUGGGCUGGAAGCAUCGGACCACAACGGAAGCGACCUCUUUCUGGAGUUGCGCUGCAUCUACUUGCUCUCGCAAGUCCGGGCGGAAGUGGGCGAAGAAUCCUGGACGAGAACGCGUGUGGAGCAUCCUGAACUUCUCACGGAUGUGAUCCGGAGUUCAUGGAGCAUUCCUUGGAAUGAAAUUGGGAAUGUGCGGCGGCUGACGAAACUGCUGCCUUAUGCCUUUCCAGCAUUUGAGAAGUCGGCCCGGUCGGACCGUGGCGCUGAGGUGAAGCCCCGGCUGCUCUCUGUGUUGGACGAGAUGAUGUGA
Molecule: messenger RNA, 3603 nt
Organism: Symbiodinium necroappetens
Lineage: Eukaryota; Dinophyceae; Suessiales; Symbiodiniaceae
Source: the annotation of a GenBank genome assembly